AUGCCCAUAUCCCACGAUUACCUCACAGGCCCAGCUCUCGAAAAUCUGUCGGGCUACCUCGAGGAUCCUUUUCCAUCUCUACCUCGCGCAACAGCUGAUCAACAAAAGUCCCAAAGCACGAAGCCAAAGAAAAGCACACAACAAGAGACAACGACCCCAGCAGCACAUCAACCUUUCUCACUAGAUAAGCAGACCCAACUGGAGCAAUUGAAGCACAGCAAUCUACAGUUGCAGUUGGAGCUUACAAGGACGCAGUUAGAGCUGGCGAAGCUAAGCCCAAACGUUAAACCCUCGCAAGCUAUCAGUUCGAUGAAGCCAGAAGUGCUGUCACCUCUUGACAAUAUUCUUGCCUCCACGCCUUUUAGACCACCAACCCAAGAAGUAUUCCAGAGGGUGGCAGUGUCCCAACUCUCAAAGAUUUGCGGACCAAAGACAAAAAAGAGCGCAAACAUCUUUCCUUAUUGCCUAAUGAUUACCUUUUCUCCGCAAAAGGUAAGAUAGACUGCGACAACCUUGAGAUUUCGGAGUUUGUGGGUGGCUUUCUCGAAUUCUUAAAUAGUCAGCCAGAGUCCGCGCAACAGCGCUAUUUAGCGUACGUCAAGCUGCUCAUGGAGCGUGCUGCCACAUAUUCAUGGAACAGCAUACGGAAUGUCCAUAUCUCCAUCAAUACAGUGGUUGAAGCGGGACGUUUGUCUCCAACAAUUUGA
Molecule: messenger RNA, 707 nt
Organism: Porites lobata
Lineage: Eukaryota; Metazoa; Cnidaria; Anthozoa; Scleractinia; Poritidae
Source: the annotation of a GenBank genome assembly